AUGGGUAGCCGCAACAGACAGACACUGCAAGAUCGCCGAAAGGGGGAGCUGGCCCUCUCUGAUUUUGCUGAUUAUGUAGAACGACAGCGAGCAAAGACACGCCUUCCGUAUCCCGAUUCCGUUGCUGGCGACAGCGGUUACGGCACUGGCGCUCCCUCGUCCGUCGCUGAAGAUCAUGCAGAGCUCGAGAUCCUUGAUCAAUUAGACCUCUCCGACGCCCCAAGCCGGACAAAACUAAAAGAGUUGCUGCUUGAUACCUCGGGUGAUGCAGCCGCAACCUUACAGGAAUUGUCGGGCUUUCUAGAAUCCAGGUUAGACGAGGGCCAUGGCGAGACGCUCUUUGAUCUAGGACUUGAGGACAGCGGUGACUCAAUGCGAUUCACUAAAGAGCAAUGGGACCUUGCUAUGACACGCAUCACUGAAGCAGCCGGUAUGCUCAACGCGACAGUCAACGUGCUCCUGACAUACAAUGUUGGUGGUGAUAAGGAGGCUCAUCCAAACACGACUCAUGACCAUUCAAGCCAUGGCAAGCUACUCAUUCGACAGACCCCAGCAACGGCUGAAGAAGUUAUCGAGACGCGAAUUGCGGUGGUUGGUAAUGUUGAUGCAGGCAAGUCUACUAUGUUAGGUGUCCUCGUCAAGGGGAGCCUGGACGAUGGCCGCGGCAAGGCUCGUGUCAACCUGUUUCGUCACAAGCACGAGAUUGAAUCUGGUCGGACUUCGUCUGUGGGCAUGGAGAUUAUGGGCUUUGACACUCAUGGGGAAGUAGUCACAUCCACCGUUCCGGGUCGCAAACUCACUUGGGCGGAGAUUGGGACCCGUUCAGCAAAGGUCAUCUCAUUUACCGACCUAGCUGGACACGAGCGAUAUCUUCGGACAACAGUUUUUGGCCUCCUCUCCUCGGCACCAAACUACUGUCUGCUCAUGGUGGCAGCCAACAACGGACUGAUCGGUAUGUCGAAGGAGCACCUCGGCUUAGCACUGGCCUUGAACGUGCCUGUCAUGGUCGUCAUCACCAAGAUCGAUAUUUGCCCUCCCCAGAUUCUUGAACAGACGAUCACCCAGCUGACGAGGAUAUUGAAAUCACCUGGAGCGAGGAAAAUUCCCGUCUUCAUCAAGACAUACGAGGAAACAGUUCUGACAGCCACACAAUUUGUGUCCCAGCGGAUUUGCCCAAUCUUCCAGGUCUCAAAUGUCACUGGGGAAUCCCUGGACCUUGUUCGAACUUUUCUCAAUAUCCUUCCGCAUCACGGUCAUUAUGACGAUCAGGCGCCUUUUGAAUUUCAUAUUAAUGACACUUUCUCCGUCCCAUUUGUGGGAACAGUUGUGUCGGGAGUUGUGAAGUCCGGGAUAAUUCAUGCAGGUGACAACGUUCUCGUGGGACCAGACUCGCUUGGACAGUUUCAGACAACAAAUAUUCGAUCGAUCGAACGGAAAAGAAUCCAGGUACCGGCAUGUAGCGCCGGCCAGUCUGCCUCCCUUGCCCUGAGAAGGAUACGAAAGAAAGAAGUGCGCAAAGGCAUGGUCGUACUCCCGAAGCUCGAAGGCCCGCCACCCAAGGUUUAUCGAGAAUUUGUCGCCGAGGUUUUGAUUUUGUCCCACCCAACCACCAUACGACCAAAGUACCAAGCGAUGCUUCAUGUAGGGCCUAUCAGCCAGACUUGCGCCAUCAUUGAGAUUGACCGUGAGUACAUUCGAACCGGAGAUCGAGCCACUGUCGCGUUCCGAUUCGUCCAGAGGCCCGAGUUCCUUGCAGUGGGGGACAAGAUACUAUUCCGCGAGGGAAAGACCAAGGGUUUGGGCAUCGUGAAGUCUUUGGACUACGAAGAGGGGUCACUGAGCAAACAUGAGCGGCAGAGUGUGCAAGGGCCGUCUAAUGGAGAGGGGUCGAAUGAGAAACCCAAGGCGGAGGAGAAGGUGGCUUCAUCAACAGCGGGAGUAGCAACAAGCGACAGGCGGAGUAAGUAG
This is a messenger RNA of Fonsecaea nubica, 1968 nucleotides long. RefSeq lists its product as hypothetical. The record is from RefSeq and is a predicted model, not a curated record. Bases 1 to 1968 code for a protein of 655 amino acids. The transcript has 2 exons. Gene Ontology annotation, biological process: translational elongation. Gene Ontology annotation, molecular function: translation elongation factor activity; GTP binding; GTPase activity. Lineage: Eukaryota; Fungi; Ascomycota; Eurotiomycetes; Chaetothyriales; Herpotrichiellaceae.